AUAUAGCUUGCCUAACAGAGACGGCGAACGUAACCGUAACAGUCAGAGCUACGAAAGGAUCGCAGCAAACAUCGGCACCAGCGUUAGAUACUCAGGUUGCCAACGUCAUCACUAGCGCCGAAGCCACCGGGACAGUAGUGAUCUUGCCAUCUUUAACUGACACAGCCCCCCAAACAUCCGGAUACGUUGCAACUGGUCUUACAGCAUCGGGCAAGGUUACGUCUUGCCCUCUUAUGUCAAACCCUAUCCCGACGCCUUCAUCUCUCAUCGACUCAGCAGCGCCUGCUACUUCAGUUGCACCGCUUCCAUCCGCACCAAUGCCUUCCGGAGACAUCUUUGCUGAGCCCAUCGGGACCGGAGCGCCCCCGGGCACCAUCUCCGCCCGCAGUGACCACCCGGUCCCGAGGAAGGGCAUUACCUCGACUUCGCCGCUUCAGACAAACAAGUUUUACUCCAACUUCUUCUUGGGAGACCAGACGGCGCCGACGUACACUUACCCUUACGGCAUAGCAUGGGGGGCAGGACGAGGGGCCGCUGCCAGCUACGGCAUGACUAUUUCUCACAUCGAAGCGAAUCAGCGUGUCUUCGGCCCGACCAAGGCGGAUUCUGGUGCUGCGUCUUAUUUCAUUAACCCGGUAGGUAUUCAAUCAAUGGUAAUCAGCGCCCAGGAGCUCGGGUCGGACACCGCGGUGGGAACCGACAAUGUCACGGCCUUCUCUGCGACAAUUCACCUGAAGCCGAAUGCUCAAGCUGUGCCAGCGGUUUCUUUCCCCCUUGUCCAAGGAAUGCCCUUCAUCACAGCCCAGUAUGCCGGCGCCACACCCGUGAUCCGCACGGGAGUAUUCUUCAGGACGGUCACGCGGGUGACACAGGACCCCAAGGCCGGCGUUGCCAAGUACACUUUCCAGCUCGAAGACGGCAAGAUCUGGCGGCUGUACGCAUAUGCAACCACCGGAUCCCAGCUCAACCUGCAGGUUGUCAAUAAUGGUCUCGCCCAAUCAACGCAGCCGUUCUACGGAAUCAUUCAAGUCGCCAAGGAUCCCGGAAACGGAGAGGCAUUGCUUGACCAGGCGGCCGGUGUUUAUCCCACGACAGUCGCGCUGUCUGGUUCUGUGAGCGGCACCUCGGGCUCGUACACGUUCAAGUUUGCCAAGGGUGGUCACCCUGACGGCCAGCUGGUCAUGUACGCGCUACCGCAUCAAGUCUCCUCGUUUGAUUCUACGACGAAGAAUGGCGUCCAGCCCGUCCAGCUCAUGACCCCUGCCAAGGGAAUUGCGACUGCAGUUCUGGCUGAUCAGUGGACAAUGCAAGAAUCGAACUUGCCUGUCAGCAUGGGUUUCGCACCUUGGAGUCCUGACAAAGGCAGUCUCACCACGCUAUCAGACAAUGCCAAAGUGGUGAUCCGCGGGAUAGCAGCCCAGGAGGUAUCCCAGGAUAUGAUGGCUCAGUCUGACCUAGACUCCAUGUACUUCAGUGGAAAGGCCCUAGCUAAGUUUGCCAUACUGAUCAUUGUGAUCAAUGACAUUUUGGGAGACCCGGCAUUGGCACAGUCAGGCCUAAACAGGCUCAAGGCAGCGUUUGCAACGUUUGCUACCAACAAACAAAAGUACCCGCUGGUGUAUGAGAGCGCUUGGGGAGGUGUCGUGUCUUCGGCAACUUACGUCACGGGCAACGAUGGCGCCGACUUUGGCAACACGCAGUACAACGACCACCAUUUCCACUAUGGCUAUCACAUUCUUGCAGCUGCAGCUAUUGCUCACUUGGACCCAAGCUGGUUGGCAGCGAACAAGGACUAUGUGAAUGCCCUGGUGCGAGAUGUGGCCAACCCCAGCACCCAAGAUACCUACUUCCCUACGUGGCGUGCUUUCGACUGGUAUCAUGGCCACAGCUGGGCCCAUGGUCUAUACGCCUCGUACGAUGGAAAGGACCAAGAAUCAAGCUCCGAGGACAUGAUGCACGCCUACGCCCUCAAGAUGUGGGGCGACGCCUCGGGCGACAGCAUGCUCUCGUCGCGAAGCAACCUCCAACUCUCCAUCAUCGCCCGCGCCCUCCAGGACUACUAUCUCUACAAGAGCGACAACGCCGUGCAGCCACCCCAGUUUAUCGGCAACAAGGGUAUCCAUAUGAUUCCCCUCCUCGCGCCCUCGCCCUUUGUCCGCACACCAGCUUUCGUCAAGGAAGAGUGGGACGUGUACUUUAGCAAUGGACGCGUCGAUACUAUCGCGGGCGGCUGGAGGGGUAUCAUUUAUGGAAACCUUGCGACGAUUGAUGGUAAGACGGCGUGGGACUUCUUCAACAGCCCGAACUUCGAUCCUAGCUGGAUCGAUGGCGGCGCGAGUUUGACAUGGUACUUGACGUAUGCAGCACUGAUGGGCAACGUCUAGCACGUUUCUCCAACAUCCUGCAUCGAUACACACCAGUUCUAAUUCAACACUCAUACGACUGGUGGACGAAAUUCACGACAUGAAGAUUAGGAGGGCGGCACUAUUCGAAUUCGGUUUUCUCUGUCCUUUUCUUUUUCCUUAUUGCGCGUGGACGAAGUAAUGACGACGAAACAAUCACGAGCAACGAAGCAUGAAAUGAAAGAGAUGGGAGAACACAAAUCAAUGUAAUUCCUCAAUGACGAAACACGACAACGAAGUUCCUACGACACACACUACACACACUACACACACGCCUAACUCAAACAGAACCUAGAGAUAUCAUCUUUAUAUGAACGAAGAAUG
Molecule: messenger RNA, 2726 nt
Organism: Colletotrichum godetiae
Lineage: Eukaryota; Fungi; Ascomycota; Sordariomycetes; Glomerellales; Glomerellaceae
Product: family 81 glycosyl hydrolase
Exons: 6
Coding region: 234-2384 (716 amino acids)
Cellular component (GO): cell surface
Molecular function (GO): glucan endo-1,3-beta-D-glucosidase activity; endo-1,3(4)-beta-glucanase activity
Source: RefSeq, a predicted model, not a curated record